AUGACCAAAGACAGGCUGGCCGCUUUGAAAGCGGCCCAAGUCGAUGACGACGAUGUCGCCAUUGGCAUGGAGGAGAAGGGUGGCUACAUGGAGGAGUUCUUCACGGAGGUGGAGCAAAUUCGAGAGAACAUCGAAAAGAUGCAAACGAACGUGGAGGAGGUUAAAAAGAUACACUCCGCAAUUCUCAGCGCACCUCAGACCGAUGACAAGGUCAAGCAGCAACUGGAAGAUCUCAUGGCCGACAUCAAGCGGACAGCGAACAGAGUGAGGGGAAAGCUGAAGGUUAUGGAGCAAAACAUUGAACAGCUCGAACAGACGUCAAUGAUGAGUGCCGACUUUCGUAUUCGCAAGACACAACACUCGAUGCUCUCGCAGAAGUUUGUCGAGGUGAUGACUGACUACAAUAAGACGCAAACCGAUUACAGAGAAAGGUGCAAAGCAAGAAUACAGCGUCAAUUGGAGAUCACUGGAAGGUCGACGACAAAUGAAGAACUCGAAGAGAUGCUUGAAAGCGGGAAUCCUGCAAUAUUCACUCAAGGGAUUAUGACUGACACCCAGCAAGCAAAGCAAACGCUUGCGGACAUUGAAGCCCGUCACGCUGAUAUCAUCAAACUUGAAAACUCCAUUCGAGAGCUGCACGACAUGUUCAUGGACAUGGCCAUGCUGGUCGAAUCGCAGGGAGAAAUGAUUGACCGGAUUGAGUUUCACGUAUCCAGUGCACUGGAGUACGUCGAAGAGGCGGUGAAGGACACGAAGAAGGCAAUGGAGUACCAGAGGAAGGCACGAAGGAAACAAAUUAUGAUACUCAUCUGUCUGCUUAUCAUUGGCUUUAUCCUAGUCUCCAUAGUGCUCAGCAUGUUCUGA
Molecule: messenger RNA, 864 nt
Organism: Rhagoletis zephyria (snowberry fruit fly)
Lineage: Eukaryota; Metazoa; Arthropoda; Insecta; Diptera; Tephritidae
Source: RefSeq, a predicted model, not a curated record